UGAAAAGAAAAGAAUGCCUGUUUUGUACAUUUUUGGUAUUUUAUGCAGUAUCUAUCCUACAGCUAUGUCUUCCACUGGACUAUCAUGUCUCGAAAGUCUUCCUACGGUAUCCUAUGUGCUCAAGUGUCCUUCAAACGAAACUGAUUGGAGAUUGGCCGCAAAAAAGAAAGGCUGCCAUAAUCUUUCAAAAGUACAGAACUGCACUUCGGCUGAAAAAUUUGUCUAUCACUGUGUUUUGAACAAGGAGGCCACAAUGCUCUUGGAAGUUUGUGCUCCUGUGUGGUAUAUGUCAGGGUACUGUGCAAGAUUCAGUACAGAAGACCAGAGAAUUGUAAAUGAGCCAGGAUUAGAUUGUACACAGUUUGUUCAAUCAUGUCCUUCCAGAUUCAUGUCAAACGAAUCUUAUAAAUAUCAGUCGUGUUACAGAAGUAUAGAAGAUAAAAAGGAGGUACUUAACUCAGUGCAUUGCAAAAAGAAUGACUACAGUAUCAUUGUUGUCUUUUUGGUGGUUGCAAUUAUUGCUGUAGUUUUCUUACUAUUAUUUAUUUUGUAUGACAAGAAAUGGAAACGAUGUAGAAAUCCGAAGGUAAUUAGAGGAAAUGAAGAAAGCGAGAUUUCCGAAAAAUUAAUGAACUACUCAGGAGAAGAAAAAGAAGAUGUCGAGAAAAAUAGUCAGAAAAAUGAAGAAAAAGACAAGGAUAUGGUAAAGAGUUAUGAUGAAACUAAAGAAACCGUUGAAGAUGACAGAAAUGAAGAUGAUAAAAUUAAUGAUGAUGAAAAUGGUGUGGAUAGCAUAACGAUUGAACGCCCAGAAAUCUCAAGAGAUGAUGACGAAGAGAUAAUGAAAUUUGAAACUAUGACUGGUAAAACAGGAACGUGUUCUGUGAAAAGUGUCAAAGAUAUAUCUAUGCUGAGAGAGAAAUUGUCUGAAAAGCUACAAUUCCCAAAGGAGAUUAUCUGGGUUGUGGUUAAGGAGGAUGGAAUAAUUUAUAAUGACGAGACUGGAUUUGAAAAUCUGAAGAAGCAUCAAGAUAUCAUACAGGUAGUGAUAGGAAAUAACAAGAGAAUUGUACACGAUGCAUGCCAUGAUUCAAGCGUUGAAACUGACAUCAUAUCCAACAAACCGGUAACGACUAGGAAAUGUAAAAUGAGGUGUAAUCAUUUCACAGCUCCGGAAACCCUCUUUGAUUAUACGAAAGAUGCGCUUACGAAAGGAGAAGCUGCUGUAUUAUGUCCAAAGUGUAACGAAAAGUGGGAAAUGACAGAACUCAUUCAAAAAUGCGAUAUGUCAAUGGAUGAAAAACUAUUUCUUGAACACCAAAUGUCGCUGAAUUUGAUGACUAAAAUGCAAUUUCAAACAUCGGUGCGGCUGAACAAAAGUAAACCUGACUUCUCUUAGUUUACAGACAAUACAAAGCAUAUUAAUCUCGCUGUACAUUGUGAUACUCUGGACAAAAUUUUCUGGCGAUUGUGUAUAAUAUUUUAAAGUGAUCACGUA
Molecule: messenger RNA, 1498 nt
Organism: Saccostrea echinata
Lineage: Eukaryota; Metazoa; Mollusca; Bivalvia; Ostreida; Ostreidae
Exons: 11
Coding region: 14-1399 (461 amino acids)
Source: RefSeq, a predicted model, not a curated record